AUGUCAAAUAAUACUACAAUUACAGAUUAUAGUAAUUUGGUUGGUAGUUUUCGUGCAUAUAUAUGUCCAAUAAUUGCAAUUAUCGGUGUUAUAGGAAAUAGUUUUAUUAUAAUCAUUUUUUUAAAAGAAAAACAAUUAUCAAGAUUUUCAAUUUAUUCAAUCUUUUUAGCUAUUGCUAAUAUUAUUACAUUAAUUAUGAAUACAUUUAUUGAUGAUUUUCUUGGACGUGGUUUAUAUUAUGCAACAAAUCAUCAAUUCUAUUUUAAAUUAGAUACAAUUUCAACAUUUUGGUGUAAAAGUGUUGAAUAUAUAUCGAAUACAAUGUACUUUACAUCAUCUUAUUUAAUUGUGAUUUUUUCAAUUGAUCGUCUAUUAACUAUUCAUAAACCAAUUAAAUUCUAUUCUAUAUAUCAUAAACAUUGGGCUAUGAUUGCAUGCAUUCUUGUAUAUUUAAUGGGAAUACUUAGUAAUUCACCAUUGUUAUUUGUACAAACUUUAAUGGUUGAUAAAUCGAGUCGAACAAAUUUUACUUGUAGAAUGAUUUCUGAACAUCCAGUAGCAAAAUUCACUAUAACAUUUGAAACAAUCGUCACAUUCACAAUACCAUUUUGUCUUGUAUUAUUUUUAAAUAUUUUCAUUUGUAUUGAAUUAUGGAAAUUGAAAGUUAAUCGAACAGCUUUAUUACCAGCUGACUCUUCACGGAAUUGUAUGGAAAUGGGACGAGUUUCUGGACAUUUAGCUUUGAGUACUGCAUUCUUAUUAUUGUAUUUACCGAUGGUAUGUUUUGUAUUAAUACGACUGAGUCUAACUUUAUCACAUGUGGAUAGGCAUAAACCGUACGCAAUGUGUAUUAUUGAUUUGUCCAGACUUUUCUCAUCUGUUAAAGAUAUUACUUAUGCAGUGAAUUUCUUCCUGUAUUUAAUAUUUUUGCGAAAUUUUAGACAUGGAUUUCGACGUUCAAUCUGUACAUUAUCUUGUAAAAAGAUGUCACCAAGACCAUUGGAUAGACCAGAGAACUGA
This is a messenger RNA of Schistosoma margrebowiei, 1020 nucleotides long. The record is from the annotation of a GenBank genome assembly. Lineage: Eukaryota; Metazoa; Platyhelminthes; Trematoda; Strigeidida; Schistosomatidae.